Molecule: messenger RNA, 6126 nt
Organism: Closterium sp. NIES-65
Lineage: Eukaryota; Viridiplantae; Streptophyta; Zygnematophyceae; Desmidiales; Closteriaceae
Source: the annotation of a GenBank genome assembly
AUGAGCAUCAUCCAGCUGAUAACCAGGGUGGCUCGUGCUGCUACUACCAGGCUUCCUCCGGUGUCAUGGCUCUCUCUUCACCACUCAUGUCUGCCAGCCACUCUGCCUUGUGAACCCCUGGGCCCUGGCGUACCCACCGCUUCCUGCAUCGGUGGAAGGAAGGGGUCCGGCAGCAAGGCACCAAACCCUCUUUCGCUUCUAGGAGCAUACAGCGACGAGGAGGAGGAGGAGGAAGAGGAGGAGGAGGGGGAGGGGGAAAUAGCCGGGGAGAUGGAUGGCAUCAAAACGGAGGAGGGGGAUGCGAUGGAGAUGGAUGAUGAGGUGGCGUGCUUGUCUCCAGGUGGCGUGCUUGUCUCCAGGUGGCGUGCUUGUCUCCAGGUGGCGUGCUUGUCUCCAGGUGGUGUGUCCGCCUCAGAUGCCGUUAAUGUGGGAGGGGAAGGAGAGACCUCUCCUCCAGGUGGAGGGGAAGGAGAGACCUCUUCUCAACGCAACGCACAACUCUGUGCUCUUCUCCCCGUCUCUCCCCUUCCGCAUCCCCUCUUAUGUCUGAGCAAUAAGAGAGCGGCUUAUUGGACGAACAAGGAAGGAACGCAGGAGAGCAAUGAGUCUGUCUGUUCUCUUCCCCCCUUGCCCGCUUCUCCUUGUCUUGUGUAUCCCCGGUUGGCCUCUCAGAUGCUCGCGUUCAUGUCCGACCUCAAAGAGAGCGGCCUGCUGGACGAGCACGGGGGGAACGCACCUGAAGAGACGGAGCGUGAGAGAGGUAGCGUGGGAGAGGAGGAGAGUGCAGAGGGGGAUGUGCCGAAAGGGGAGGCUGGGAGCGGGAAGGAGGGUGUGGGGGGCAAGGAGGAGGGAGAUAUAAAAGAGGAGAAGACGAUAGAUGGUGAAGGGAGGUUGGAAGAGGAGGGAGAGGAAGGGCGAGGAGGGAGUGACGGGGCAGCAGAGGCAGAGAGCAAAGCUGACCGGCAGAGUGAUGCUUGGGAAAGCCGUGAGAAGGAGGGGAAGGAGAAGAGCGGGGAGGCGCAGAAGGGAGAGGGAGAGGAAAGCACCGGGGAGGCGGGCAAGCAAGGAGAGGAAAGCACCGGGGAGGCGGGCAAGCAAGGAGCGCAUGCUGUGCCUUCCCAUGCUGCCGCUGCUGCUGCUGCUGCUGCUGCUGCUGCUGCUGCUGCUGUGUGGCAGGCCGUGUUGGAGCCCGACAGUGGCGAGUACUACUACUGGAACACCGUCACUGGGGAAACCUCCUGGUCAGUUCCGGACGAGGUUGUGCAAAACGAGGGUGCUGGGGUUGCGGUGGGCACGUCAGAGGGCGGAGAGGGAGUGGGAGAGAAGGGGGGAAUGAUUGAGGGAGAUGAGGAGGUGGGGCGGUGUGAGGGCGAGAGGAGGGAGAGAGGGGAGGAGAAAGGGGAGGUGAGAGAGGAGGAGAAAGGGGAGGAGAGAGGGCAGGAGAGUGGGGAGGGUGGUGAACAGAGACAGGAGGGUGGUGAACAGAGACAGGAGGGUGGUGAACAGAGACAGGAGGGUGGUGAACAGAGACAGGAGGAAGCAGAUGAGGCGAUGGGACGUGCAGGGGAAGGAGACGGGGCUGAGAGGAGGGAGAGAGAAGGGGAGCGGGUGGAGCAAGAGGACAUGGCUAUGCGAGAGGAAGUGGGGAGGCAGGAGUGUGUGGAAGAGCAUGUGGGGAUGGACGAGGAGGGCAGUGACGGCUUGCGUGCACGUGAGGGCGUGGAGGCAGCUGUCCCUGCCGCUGCUGCUGUCCCUGUCUCUGUUCUUGAGGGCCCAAGGAAGCAGUCAGAGGGACAAGUAGCUGAGCGCCACCUGGCAAGAGGUGCUGCUGACGUGGCGAGCGCCGUUGCCAUGGCAGCAGUGCUCCAGUCCUUGCAGGAGCAGGUCGACUCAGCAGAGGCUGAGCUGGCAGCAACAGCUGCUGACGUGGUGGAUAAGAUGGGUGACGCUGCAUCCAGGCUGGAGUCCGUGCAGCAGCAGCUGGUAGCUGUCGAAUCCAGGCUUCUUGCUCCUUCCCCCACUUUCAACGCUUUACCCUCUCUCCCUUCCUUCCCACUGUCCCCAUCACUUUCCGCCUCCCUCACCGCCCUCUCCGCCUCUCUCACUCGCCUGCAGCUAGAGGCCUCCAUCCGCCUGUCAGACCUCUCUUCCCUCUCCCACCGUUUUGCACAGGCGUCUGCAGCAGCAGCUGUAGCGACAGCUGUAGCGCCCCCUACCACUGCAACUGCUGCCCCUACUGCCCCUGCAGCUGUAGCGCCAUUAUCCUCUGCUGGGUUGCCAGAACCUCCCGUGCUGCACCCGUGGCAGGACCUGCAGCAACGGCUUGUACAGGUGCAGAUACAGCAGGGGUUGCAGGCGGGGCUGCUGGUGGUUGUGCAGUACUGCUUGGAGCAGGUGGGGCGAGUGGAGGGAGAGAGUGAGGAGGUGCAGGGGAGAGUGGAGAGAGUGAGGGAGCAGUGGGAGGAGGAGAAGCAACGGCGGGAAGAGGAAGAAGAGAAGCAACGGCGGGAAGCGGAGGAAAAGCAACGGCGGGAGGAAGAGGAGGAAAGACAACGGCGGGAGGUAAAAGAGAAAAAGGAACGAUUGGAAGAGGAGGAGAGACGGGUGAGAGAAGAGGUGAGGCGGGGACGGGAGGAAAUGCAAAGGCAGGAAGAGGAGAAGGAAAGGAAUGAGCAGGUGAGGGGGGAGGUUGCAGAUAAGGUGAGAGAAAUGGGGAAUCAGGAGGAGCGGGGUGGGGUGGAGAGGAGUUCUGGUCCGACCUGGAAGGGUAUGGAGCAGUACUCAGCAUCAGAGAGUGGGGAGAUUUCUCCAGAGGGAGAGGAGGAGGAAGUGGAGGGAAGAGCAGGAAAGCGGGCGGUGAAGCAAAGCGGUGCUGGUGGGUUGGGUGGUGUUGGUGAUGACAAUGAUCUUGAGGCGACUAGAAAGAGUGGUGCUAAUGGACCCCUUCUCAUCUCCUCGCACCCUCUAGGAAUCCUUGCUACUCUCCUGUCGUUCCAAGAGGAACCCAAUCGAGCAACAAAGCCCAAGAGGAAAGCGGCAGUGGGAGGGGCACAUGCAACCAAGAAAGUGUCUUCGUUGGUGAACAAGUGGAAAGCAGCCAAGGAAGAACUAGACGAGGAGAGGAUGAGGCGCGAGCAGGAAGAGGAGGAGAGGGAGCGGGCGUUGUAUGACGGGGAGGUGAUUGGCAAGGAGCGGCAGAAGAAAAUCGAGGAGUGGAAGCAGCAGCAGCUGCAGACAGGCGAGGCAGAGGAGAACGCUAACUUCCAACCACUCGCAGUCGAUUGGAGAGAGCGAGUGAAGCGGGCGAGAGGGGCGAAUCAGGCCCAGGCAGACUCGCCGCUUUUGAACGGUGCUGGUGCUGCUACAGCCGCUGCAACACCUGCUGCUACAGCCGGUAGUGCAACUGGGGAUGAUGAACAGUCAAGACAGCAGGGAGGGGGACCGGCUGCAGUGGCAGCAGGAGCAGCAGCAGUGGCAGCAGCGACGGCAGCAGUAGCAGUGGGUGCUGGAGCGAAGAAGAAGCGCAAGGGGACGGAUUUAAAGGCUCUUUCUGCUGGGCUGCCAGCUGCUUGGCAGGCGUUUUUGGAUCCCCAAGGCCACGCCAUCGCGAUCGGCCGGACCGAUAGCGACAAACCGCCAUCGUCCGGGCGGCAUCACGCGCGCAGCUUCGCGCGGCCGCCGAGCCCAUCCGCUCCGCCAAUGGCGUUGCCCGCCAAGCCAUCGUGGAAGCGGCGGUGGGCGGCGGAGGCGCAUCUGCGCGGGCAUCGCGCGGAGGUGACGGCUCUCUGCCACCACGCUGCGUCCGGUCUCCUCCUCUCCGGGUGCGCCCCUCGCCCCCCACUCGCCCCCCACUCGCCCCCCACUCGCCCCCCACUCGCCCCCCACUCGCCCCCCACUCGCCCCCCACUCGCCCCCCACUCGCCCCCCACUCGCCCCCCACUCGCCCCCCACUCGCCCCCCACUCCCCCACCACUCGCCCCCCACUCGCCCCCCACUCGCCCCCCACUCGCCCCCCACUGUCCAACUCCCCUUCCAUUCGUCGUCACCCCGUUCGACCUGCUCCCUCACCUCACCUCUUACUCGCCCUCACAUUCCCCCCAUACUCCCCUCUCACUCCCUUUCUCUCCCCUCCCACUCAUCUCCGCUCCCUCUUCACCCCCGCCGUCCGCACUCCCCCCGACCGUGCGCGGUGCAACGGGGAGGGCGGCAGCGACAUGGAGGGCGACGCUACACGGGGGCCAUGCGGGCAUCAUCGCCAUGGACGCCGUGACGCCUGCCUCGGCUGCUCCCUCGCUCGCUCACUCCCUGCUCACGCAGGGCCGGGACGGUGUGGUGCGGUGCUGGGCGGUGGAGAGUGUCACCUCUGCGAGCAGCAGCAGCAGCAGCGUUGCAGCGCCCCCGUCACCGCUGUUCACCAUCCACACGAGCGCCUUCACCUUCUGCCGCAUGGCUCUGCCCUCGCUUGCCUCCCCUGCCACCCCCCACCCGCCACCACCACACCCGGCAGCAGCGCCAGCCUGUGACGGAGCAUGGCACCCGCACGCAGCACUGAGCAGUGCUGGCGCUGCGUGUGAGGCGAGUGGAGCAGGUGGUGGGGGGGCGCAGCACGGCCAGGACUGGGGGAGCGGGCGGGGGCCAGGGGGGGCACGCACGGGACUGUUGAGUGGCGCGCUUGGAGCCGUGGCGGCCGAGCCCGGCAGGGACGAAGGCGUGGCGCUAGACGAGGGGGGCACAGGCGAGGGCGAGCGACGAGGGGAGCACGUGGGGGCAGCAGCGAGUGGUGCACAAGUGCCUCCCGUCUUGGCAACUCCCUGCGACGAUAACUGCACUGUACACAUCUUCCCUCCGCCCCACUCCCUCUUCAUGCUCCUAUUCCCCCCUGCCUCCAAGCUCCUCUGCCCACGGCCCCCCCUUCCCCCACGGCCCCCCCUUCCCCCACGGCCCCCCCUUCCCCCACGGCCCCCCCUUCCCCCACGGCCCCCCCUUCCCCCACGCCCCCCCUUCCCCCACGCCCCCCCUUCCCCCACGCCCCCCCCUUCCUGUCCCCAUGCCUCCCCUGCGUCCAUCUGCCGGCCCCACAUCCUCCCCCCACGCCCCCCUCCCCUGUCCCCCACGCCCCCCUCACAUGCCCCCCGCCAUGCCCCCCCCAUGCCCCCUGCCAUGCCCCUCCCCCCGCCAUGCCCCCUGUCAUGCCCCUCCCAUGCCCCCCGCCAUGCCCCCAUGCAGGUGGCGCUGUGGGACCUGCGCCACCCCUCCACCCGCGCGCUCUCCAUCGGCUCGCCUCAAGGCUUUCCCCACGCCGCCCCCCACCCCCACUCCGCUGCUUCUGCCGGUGCGCUCCCUCCUUGCUGCAUCUCCUCGCAUGCUGCAUCUCCUCGCAUGCUGCAUCUCCUCGCAUGCUGCAUCUCCUCGUAUGCUGCAUCUCCUCGCAUGCUGCAUCUCCUCGCAUGCUGCAUCUCCUCGUAUGCUGCAUCUCCUCGCAUGCUGCAUCUCCUCGCAUGCUGCAUCUCCUCGCAUGCUGCAUCUCCUCGCAUGCUGCAUCUCCUCGCAUGCUGCAUCUCCUCGUAUGCUGCAUCUCCUCGCAUGCUGCAUCUCCUCGCAUGCUGCAUCUCCUCGUAUGCUGCAUCUCCUCGCAUGCUGCAUCUCCUCGCAUGCUGCAUCUCCUCGCAUGCUGCAUCUCCUCGCAUGCUGCAUCUCCUCGCAUGCUGCAUCUCCUCGUAUGCUGCAUCUCCUCGCAUGCUGCAUCUCCUCGCAUGCUGCAUCUCCUCGCAUGCUGCAUCUCCUCGCAUGCUGCAUCUCCUCGCAUGCUGCAUCUCCUCGCAUGCUGCAUCUCCUCGCAUGCUGCAUCUCCUCGCAUGCUGCAUCUCCUCGCAUGCUGCAUCUCCUCGCAUGCUGCAUCUCCUCGCAUGCUGCAUCUCCUCGCAUGCUGCAUCUCCUCGCAUGCUGCAUCUCCUCGCAUGCUGCAUCUCCUCGCAUGCUGCAUCUCCUCGCAUGCUGCAUCUCCUCGCAUGCUGCAUCUCCUCGCAUGCUGCAUCUCCUCGCAUGCUGCAUCUCCUCGCAUGCUGCAUCUCCUCGCAUGCUGCAUCUCCUCGCAUGCUGCAUCUCCUUCCUCUUCCCGGACCAUGA